GCUGCCAAUUCGGAACUAUACCCGGUUUCAGACCGGCUGAAUUGUAGUGUAAACCAACUUUUGCUGUGUUGCAUGCCCUUUUUUCCCCUUUCUCACAAGGUGUUACUUCGCCGAAUACUCUCUGAAGUCUUGAAUUCACUCUGAACCCUUUCAAGCUACCCCAUACUCCACUCUACUUUAUAAGGACGACAGAUAUGCAGAAAAUAGAGCCUUCCUGUGGAGCAAGUCCAAGAUUUUGAAGGCUGAAUAACUAUUUUUUUGUUAGACACUGUGAGAUCUGGGGAUACUUUUUCCUGUGUUUUGGUCUGAGGGGAAGAAGCAUACUCCCGUGUGUGCACCUAUUUCUCAGGAUGGCAAAACCCCGAAGGAUAUGAAAAGGGAACAGGGGCUUGUGUGCGGAACUUCAGAGCAGAAAAAGUCUUUUGUCUUCAGGUUACCCAGCACAGUUGGAAUGGAAGUGACAAUGAAGAUGAGCAUGGAAUGCAGAUGGAUUGGUCAAGUCGACAAGUUCGCAGUGUAGAUCUUUUUCCUUCCAGUUUCACCCGAGGGGACUUGUGGGGGCCUGAUGGAUUACAGUGGUGCCUACGAGUUCCUGAGAUGAAUCCAGAGGCUAAAUACACCACCACCACCACCACCACCACCACCACCACCACCAGCACUAGCACCAGCGGCAGCGGCCAGAUCUGGAAGCAUCUGCUCUGGGGAGGAAUCUGAGAAGCUCACCGGACACCAGACAUCCAUCACAGUGACAAUUCAGGGGAGAUCCACCAUGGACUUGUUAUGGCGUGGCAUUAGAGCGAGCCUGUGCUUCUUCUGAACCGCACUGUGUAGCACCCACUCACCUCUCUUCCACCCACCAUCCCCCUCCCAUGUCCCAUCUGUCUCUGAAUCAUGGAGAUUUUGUGGAAGACGUUGACAUGGACUCUGAGCCUGGUGGUCAUGGCUGCUACAGAAUCUCCGACCUCCCAGACGCUUUCCCACAGCUCUCAAGAGGAGUUCCUGUCCUUCCUGGACCACUACCAGCUGACGGUGCCCGUGCGGGUGGAUGAGAACGGGGACUUCCUCAGCUACUCCCUGAAGCACCGCCGGCCGGGCCGACGCCGACGGGGCGCCCCCCACCCGCCCGCGGGGAGCCUGGGCCCGGGCCACACAGAGCCCACGGAGCACGCCCCGGAGACCCAGCUCUUCUACAGACUGUCGGCCUACGGAAAGCACUUUUACCUGAACCUCACCCUGAACCCCCAUCUGGUGUCCAAACACUUCACGGUGGAGUACUGGGGGAGAGGGGGCCUGGAGUGGAGGCACGACCUGAUGGAUAGCUGCCACUACGUGGGCUUCCUCCAGAACCAGAACGGCACUACCCGGGUGGCGCUUAGCAACUGCAAAGGGCUGCAUGGCGUAAUCACAACAGAAGACGAGCAGUAUGUAAUAGAGCCAUUGAAGAACGCGUCCUCCAACGCCUCCAGAGAGUGGAUCCUGGACCAGGCACAGCAACACGUUAUUUAUAAAAUGUCUGCCCUCUCCACACCGCAAGAGCACAGCCAGGAGUUCAGCUGUGGCAUUUCAGACCCCGUGAAGUGCAGUACACCCUGCUCCAAAAGCGCCCCGUCGUCUCCUGCCCUUCAAAAUAACAGCGCGGAUGGGAACUCCACCAGCAGACACCGUCGCUCAGUCAGCUCCGAGCGCUUCGUUGAGACCCUCGUGGUGGCGGAUAAGAUGAUGGUCGGCUACCACGGCCGCAAGGACAUCGAGCACUAUAUCCUGUCCGUAAUGAAUAUUGUUGCCAAACUUUAUCGUGAUGCCAGUCUAGGGAAUGUUGUGAACAUUAUCGUGACCAGACUAAUAGUUCUCACAGAAGACCAGCCUAACCUGGAGAUCAACCACCAUGCCGAUAAGUCCUUGGACAGCUUCUGCAAGUGGCAAAAGUCCAUCCUCUCUCACCAUGGAGAUGGAAACAGCAUUCCGGAACACGGAAUGGCCCAUCAUGACAACGCUGUGCUUAUCACUCGGUAUGACAUUUGCACCUACAAGAACAAGCCCUGUGGAACUCUGGGUAAGUGUUAUUUACUAUACGUAAGAAAAAGAGGCUUCACCGUCAUCAUUUAUGAGAUUUCACUAAUGCUCUACCUCAGCGGCCAAUGGUAUGAAUAUGUAUAUGUGCCCACACUGCUCUUCCCUGCUCAUGUGAUCCGCGCUGAGCCCUGCAGGCACCACAGUAUAUCUUGGAGACCAGGCCCCACCCUCAGCCUCCCCUUCCCUUCCUCGGGGCCCCUGUGGUGCUUCCAGGGGGAGUGUGUGGGGUUCGGCACCUGGCCCCAGAGCGUGGACGGAGGCUGGGGCCCCUGGUCCACGUGGGGGGAGUGCAGUCGGACCUGUGGUGGGGGCGUAUCGUCCUCCAUGAGGCACUGUGACAGCCCAGCCCCCUCUGGAGGAGGAGGAAAGUAUUGUCUUGGAGAGAGAAAGCGCUACAGAUCCUGUAACACAGACACCUGUCUGGCGGGAUCCCGAGAUUUCCGGGAGAAGCAGUGCGCUGACUUUGACAGCAUGUCCUUUCGUGGGAAGUAUUACAACUGGAAGCCCUACACUGGAGGCGGCGUGAAGCCCUGUGCACUCAACUGUCUGGCGGAGGGCUACAACUUCUACACCGAGCGCUCCCCGGCCGUCAUAGACGGGACGCGUUGCCAGGCCGACUCCCUGGACAUCUGCAUCAACGGAGAAUGCAAGCAUGUGGGCUGUGACAACAUCCUGGGCUCGGACGCCAAGGAGGACCGCUGCCGUGUGUGUGGAGCAGACGGCAGCACAUGUGAAGCCACUGAGGGCCUGUUCAACGAUUCCCUACCGCGAGGAGGCUACAUGGAGGUGGUUCAGAUACCAAAGGGCUCGGUCCACAUCGAAAUCAAAGAGGUCGGCAUGUCCAAGAACUACAUCGCGCUGAAAUCGGAGGGAGAUGACUACUACAUCAACGGGGCUUGGACCAUAGACUGGCCCCGGAAGUUCGACAUCGCCGGCACCUCCUUCCACUACCGACGGCCCUCCGACGAACCCGAGUCCCUCGAGGCGCUGGGGGCCACCACCGAGGUCCUGGUUGUCAUGGUGCUGCUCCAGGAGCAGAACCAGGGCAUCCGCUACAAGUUCAACGUGCCCAUCCAGCGUACGGGGAGCGGGGACAACGAGGUGGGCUUCACCUGGUACCACCAGCCCUGGGCCGACUGCUCGGCGACCUGCGCCGGAGGCUCCCAGAAGCAGGAGAUAGUGUGCAAGCGGCUGGACGAUAACUCGGUGGUGCAGAACAGCUACUGUGACCUGGAGGGGAGGCCCUCGGAGAACCAGAGGGCCUGCAACACAGAGCCCUGCCCCCCCGAGUGGUUCAUCGGGGACUGGUCCGAGUGCGGGAAGACGUGUGACGGGGGCGUGAGGACCAGGACCGUGCUGUGCAUCCGGCGGAUCCAACCCGCCGAGGAGGAGACGGUGGAGGACAGCCACUGCCUCACCCACAGGCCCAUCGAGAGGGAGCCCUGCAACAACCAGUCCUGCCCGCCGCAGUGGGUCACCCUGGACUGGUCCGAGUGCAUUCCUAAAUGUGGGCUGGGCUUAAAGCACCGCAUCGUCCUGUGCAAGAGCAGCGACCAGACCAAGGCCUUCCCGCCCGCACACUGCCCCGGCCACGCCAAGCCCCCCGUCAGGAUCCGCUGCAGCCUGGGCCGCUGCCCACCCCCCAGAUGGAUCCCCGGCGAAUGGGGACAGUGUUCGGCCCAGUGCGGCCUGGGCCAGCAGAUGAGGACCGUCCAGUGUCUGUCCUACACGGGGCAGAUGUCUGCCGACUGCUCCGACUCCCUCCGGCCCACCACCAUGCAGCAGUGUGAGAGCAAGUGUGACGCCGCCACGCCCAUCCUCAUCGGCGACGAAUGCAAGGAUGUCAACAAGGUGGCGUACUGUCCACUGGUGCUGAAGUUUAAGUUCUGCAGCCGGGCCUACUUCAGACAGAUGUGCUGCAAGACCUGUCAAGGGCACUGAGGAGGGACGGACGGACGGACGGAAAAGCCACAGAGGACAAAAACUAAGAUGGAGGACAGGCGGGGGAAAGCAAUGGGAGGAAGACUAAAAGAGCAGACUGGCAUUUAGAGAGGGCGAGAGACAGGGAAAUGUACACUGUGGGGAGAGGGAGAGAGAGUACAGAUUGACCUUUCCCACACCUCCCUGUGCCCUCCAUGUUGGAACCCCAAACCACUGCUCAGCCAGAAUGCUGACACAAACGUUUUUUUUUUUUCAUUUUUUGUAUUCUUAUUUUAUUUUCACUUCUGUGAAGUGUAAUUCGGAAGAUUAAUGUUAGUAUUGUUAUUUUAUUAUAAUAAUAAUUAUCGGUAUAAGUGUUGGUCUUCCAUCGUCUUGUUUUUAUGAAUCCAAAGUGCUGGACACGUCACACGGAGGAUGGCCCUUAGGAACUGUUCUAGAAGAUUCUACCACCUUUACAUCGGACUUCAUCGUUCUCGCCACGGCAGUGUUGCUGUCGGUUACGUCGCCUGAUAAUGUUUUUUCGGUGCACUUUUUCAGUUGUAAUAUUUCAACAAGUUAGAGAAAUACGUAUGUUACAAUUCAAAAUGUUUCUCUCUCACACACACACACACACACACACACACAUACACACACACACAUCAGCGUACUGUAUAUUUAUUAUACAAUUCUAAGUCAUGGUUUUGGUUUUGUUUUUUCAUCAUUGUUUGUGCAUCAUGUACUUGUGUCCUGAAAGUAGCCUACUGUCGGAAACUGUGUGUUUGUGUGUGUGUGUGUGUGUGUGUAAUGCGAUUGCAUUCGUAUUAAAUUUUGUGCUGGAAUGAAUGCACAUGUUACAUACUGUACUUAUUUACAAACCCUUUCACAUACUGUAACUCUUCUUUUUUUACUAAUUGCAAAGGGUUCGUAUACUAUAGAAUAUAACAUUAACCAAGGACCACAAAUCGGUCAAAUAGAUGAUUUCACAAGGGUUUCUCCUCGUUGUCGUUGUGUUGUGUUUGCCGUUGUUAUAAUGCUUUCGUUUUGUUUUCAUCCCACAUAAGGGUGCCUUCUUUCCGGACAGUGUCAUUAACGUGAGUCCAGAGCAGGCUUGGUCAGUUCCUCUGGUUUACCGAGAAGUCCUUGUCACACGGUGCCUAGGCCAUGCCAAACACUGACUGUUACCCACCAAGCCUUUACCAACCAUCCCUGCAGAGGAAGAGUGGGGAGGCAGAGGGAAGAAGGGGAGGAGAGGGCGUUUUUUGAAGGAUAUAUUUUGAAGGACCAUAUUGUUGUUAUUCCACUGCCAACGGCCGGUGCUGUGGUCUGCUUAUUGGCAUUGGAAUUGCAAGGCAGAAAGCCGUACGCACACGUGUUGUGUAGUUGGAAAGUGUCCCAUGGUUGCAACAUUGAAUCGAUUAGGACAUAUAAGCAUUCAACAGCCCGUAAAAAAACAAAGCUUUGUUAUAUGUUCAGGAUUUACAGACACACAGACGCACACGCGCACACAAACCCACACACUCAAGUUCAAGUCGGUUUCCAGACUCCAAGUACCUGUUCCUACUCUUGAUCAUUGAUUCUUCCAGCCUUCUUCUCUUCUGUACCAUCUUCUCUUCCAAGUGAAAAACAAACAGCCAACUGAACGGUGCUUCCUGCUCAUGUGUUCCUACGGAGCGUCGUGUUUACCUUCCCACCUUCCUCUUGAGGGCAUCCAGCCGUCUCAUGGUCUUCUAAUGGUCGUCUCAUAGUCUUCUGGUGCUAUUCCAUAGAGCAAACAAUGAGACGGACGACAUCAUUUCCUAAUGUUUUUUCUGUUAUGGUUUCAAUGCUGGUCAUGUUAUUGUUUUGUAAAAUUCUUUCUCAUAUAUAUUUUUUAACUCACACUGGGAAUUUUCCAUGUGUCAAUUUUAUUGGUCGGUUUUAUUUUGGGGGUGCUAACGAUACGAGGACUUUGGCCCAAGUUUG
Molecule: messenger RNA, 5955 nt
Organism: Gadus chalcogrammus (walleye pollock)
Lineage: Eukaryota; Metazoa; Chordata; Actinopteri; Gadiformes; Gadidae
Gene: adamts6
Product: ADAM metallopeptidase with thrombospondin type 1 motif, 6
Exons: 23
Coding region: 892-4014 (1040 amino acids)
Biological process (GO): proteolysis; extracellular matrix organization
Cellular component (GO): extracellular matrix
Molecular function (GO): metalloendopeptidase activity
Source: RefSeq, a predicted model, not a curated record